Messenger RNA from Myotis myotis, 2477 nucleotides. RefSeq names its product vasodilator stimulated phosphoprotein (gene VASP). The record is from RefSeq and is a predicted model, not a curated record. Gene Ontology annotation, molecular function: profilin binding; SH3 domain binding; actin binding. The transcript has 13 exons. Lineage: Eukaryota; Metazoa; Chordata; Mammalia; Chiroptera; Vespertilionidae. Gene Ontology annotation, cellular component: cytoskeleton. Bases 545 to 1666 code for a protein of 373 amino acids. Gene Ontology annotation, biological process: actin cytoskeleton organization; neural tube closure; actin polymerization or depolymerization.
CCCCUGUGGGAACCUUUACUUUCUUGUUCGCUUAUAGGAAACAGACUGGUCAGGGAAGAGGGACUGGUGUGAGCCUACACAAGCCCCACAGACAAGAGAUCUGGUUCCCUAUUACAGGGUUGUUUCAAAAGAGUAGUAGUUUGGAAAGGUUGUGUGUGGGUGCCGGCAGUGUGGAUCACAAGUUGUGUGGUGUCAGGCAGCUAUAGGGUACGUCUUAGGGUAGAAAAAGGGGCAAGCCUCUGACCUGGAAGGUUUGAGUAAACCAGAGUGACUAUGCUUGAUUGCCUCCAGUGAUGAGAGGCUCUCUCCCCUGUUUUGACCCUCCACUUCCUUAUAUGGAGCCUGUGCAUGAGCUUUAGGGUUUUUCUUAUCUCUUUGAAGCGUUACAGCAAACCACUGAGUGAUGGUUCCCAGGGCUGGAGACAGAGGCUCAGAGAGGUGAAGCCACACAGCACCGGGUUGACUUGAGCCCUCUCCCAUCCACCACCACUUGCUAGAGUUUUCCAGAAGCGAGACGGUCAUCUGCUCCAGCCGGGCCACUGUGAUGCUCUAUGACGACGGCAACAAGCGGUGGCUGCCUGCGGGCACGGGCCCCCAGACCUUCAGCCGAGUCCAGAUCUACCACAACCCCACGGCCAACUCCUUCCGGGUGGUCGGCCGGAAGAUGCAGCCAGACCAGCAGGUGGUCAUCAACUGCGCCAUCAUCCGGGGCCUCAAGUAUAACCAGGCCACCCCCAACUUCCACCAGUGGCGGGACGCCCGCCAGGUCUGGGGCCUCAACUUUGGCAGCAAGGAGGACGCCGCACAGUUCGCCGCGAGCAUGGCCAGUGCCCUGGAGGCGUUGGAAGGAGGUGGGCCUCCAGCACCGCCGCCACCGCCACCGCCAGCGCAGCCACAGGCGGCACCGCCCUCCUGGUCCGUCCAGAACGGCCCCGCCCCCGAGGAGGCGGAGCUUCAGAAAAGGCAGCCAGAGCACCUGGAGCGCCGGGUCUCCAAUGCAGGAGCCCCCCCUGCUCCCCCAGCUGGGGGACCGCCUCCACCUCCAGGACCUCCCCCGCCUCCGGGUCCCCCCCCACCCUCUGGUCUGCCCCCCUCGGGGGUCUCCGCUGUAGGGCAUGGAGCAGGGGGAGGCCCACCCCCUCCACCCCCUCUCCCCACAGCAGCUGGCCCCAGUGGUGGAGGGACUGGGGCCGCCGGCCUGGCUGCAGCCAUUGCCGGAGCCAAACUCAGGAAAGUCAGCAAGCAGGAGGAGGCCUCAGGGGGGCCCGCAGCCCCCAAAGCUGAGAGCAGUCGAAGCACAGGGGGCGGGCUCAUGGAGGAGAUGAACGCCAUGCUGGCCCGGAGAAGGAAAGCCACACUAGUUGGGGAGAAACCCCCCAAGGAUGAAUCUGCCAAUCAGGAGGAGCCAGAAGCCAGAGUCCCAGCCCAAAGCGAACCUGUGCGGAGACCCUGGGAGAAGAACAGCACAACCUUGCCAAGGAUGAAGUCGUCGUCUUCAGUGACCACUUCCGAGGCCCACCCCGCUACACCCAGCUCCGGCGAUGAGUCAGACCUGGAGAGGGUGAAACAGGAAUUUCUGGAAGAGGUGAGGAAGGAAUUGCAGAAAGUGAAAGAAGAAAUAAUUGAAGCCUUUGUCCAGGAGCUGAGGAAGAGGGGUUCCCCCUGACCACAGGGCCCCAGAAGACCCCGUUUCUCCUUUCCGCACACCUUGCCUGUCACCCUGCUUUCCCUGCCUCGACUUGACUUGGAAUUGGCUGAAGACUACACAGGAACGCGUCCUCCCCCCUCCUCAUCCCACUUGGAAAAUUCCAAGGGGGUGUGGCUUCUGCCAUGCCCACUCCUAUACUGGCUGCUGAUUGGCUGGGGAGGCCCCCACCCUCUGCUCCCUUUGGUCCUUCCCCUCGGCCAUCCCCUUGGGGCAGGUCCUCUGCGGGGGAUGUACCAGUGAACCCCACAGGGGGAGGAAGGAGGGAACGGCACAUUCCCUUGUUCUAGAUUUCACUUUAUCGCUUAAUGCCUUCAAAUUUUUGUUUUUUUAAGGAAAAAAAUUAUAAAUAUAUAUAUAUAUAUUUAGGUUUUGGGGGGAAGGGAAAUUUUUUUCUCUUUGGUUUUGAUAAAAUGGGGAGUUUUUAAAUGCUUUAGCCCCGGGCUUGUCGGAUUCGGGGCAGCUAUUUAAGGGGGGCGGUGUCCCACCAGGCUGGGGGCAUCUCCCCUCACCCCAGGGAACAUCCUUUCCCUCCGGCUCCUUCCCCUUUUCUAUGAGGAAUUAAGAUGCUGUAACUUUUUGGAACCUCAGUUUUUUGGUUUUUUAUUUGGGUAGGUUUUGGGGUCCAGGCCAUUUUUACCCCCUUAGGGAAAAUAAGAUGAGGGAGAAAGGAAAAGGGGAGGAAAGCUUUCCUCCCCUCUCCCACCUUCACCUUCAGCUUCUUGAAAAUGGGCCCCCGCGGAAUAAAUCUGCCAGUUUUUAUAAAUGCUAA